GCCACCACCAUGCGCCAGGCCUUGACGCAGCCGCGCUCCAGCGCGACCCCCCUCGCCGACUCCGCGGGGUCUUUCAAUAGAAGAAAAAGAAAUUCCCUCUACGUAACAGUGACCCUUCUCAUUGUGUCUCUGUUAAUUCUCACGGUUGGGCUUGCGGCUACAACAAGAACCCAGAAUGUGACUGUCGGAGGGUAUUACCCGGGGGUUAUUCUUGGUUUUGGGUCAUUUCUUGGAAUUAUUGGAUCAAAUUUGAUAGAAAAUAAAAGGCAAAUGCUGGUUGCAUCGAUCGUGUUUAUCAGUUUUGGCGUCAUCGCUGCCUUCUGCUGCGCCAUUGUGGACGGCGUGUUUGCUGCUAGGCACAUAGAUCUGAGGCCGCUGUAUGCAGGACGGUGUCAUUACUAUUCUAAAAAUACAGCCCAGCCACAGGCAGUCUGCCACCCCCAGCACCGUACCGCCUGCACACCUAAGAUCAAAACCAAUACCUGUUUCUGCUGUGAUCUGUACAACUGUGGGAGCAGAGUGGAGAUCUCCGGCGGCUAUUACGAAUACAUCGACGUCAGCAGCUGCCAAGACAUCAUCCACCUUUACCAUUUGCUCUGGUCAGCCACCAUCUUGAACAUCAUUGGCUUGUUUCUGGGCAUCAUCACCGCUGCCAUCCUGGGCGGCUUUAAAGAUAUGGUUCCCUCGCUUCCUGCUCUUAAUUGUACAGUUGAAAAUGCCCGGCCCGCCGUGUCCUAUUACUCGAGACCCCAGGCGACGUCCUACAAUACGUAUUAUCACAGCACGCCUCAUCUGCCGCCGUAUUCAGCAUAUGACUUCCAGCAUUCCAGCAUGUUUCCGGCCUCGACGCCGUCCGGCCUUUCGGACGACCCUCCGUCGCUCUCUCCGUCCCCGAGCUACGUGUGGUCCCCCACUGCUCCUCCCCGUUACUCCCCACCCUAUUUCCCGCCGUUUGAAAAGCCGCCCCCUUACACGCCGUAGGGAGGGGAGGGCGAAACACCAGCGCUGGAACUCCUUGUGAACCUUUUAUACAGGAGAGCGAGGGCACGGGCACACCGUGACAUAUUGCAUACCUAGAAAUAUAACACCG
This is a messenger RNA of Elgaria multicarinata webbii, 1090 nucleotides long. RefSeq names its product transmembrane protein 255A (gene TMEM255A). The coding region runs from base 10 to 981 and encodes 323 amino acids. The transcript has 9 exons. The record is from RefSeq and is a predicted model, not a curated record. NCBI's taxonomy places the organism in Eukaryota, Metazoa, Chordata, Lepidosauria, Squamata, Anguidae.